AUGAAGGCCGCCACUGUUGUUUCCUGCCUUGCAGCCCUUGCUAAUGGCGCCGCUAUCAACCUUGCUCGCCGAGAUGCAAGCCCUCUUGAUGUCAAGAUUGAGCAGGUCGGCAACAGCGAACUGAAGGCCACCAUCACCAACACCGGUAGCAGCCCUCUGCGAGUUCUCAAGACCGGUUCUAUUCUCGACGACACUCCCAUCGAGAGGGCUCAAUUCUCGACCGCCUCUACUGACGGUGUCAACAGAGUUGCGUUCAACGGUAUCCGCGUCUAUGUGCGCGACACGAACCUCCCCGAUUCUGCCUUCAAGACAAUCGGUGCUGGUGAGAAGGUCGAGGUCCAGUGGGAUCCCGCCGAGGUACACGACCUUAGCACCGGCGGCGAGUUUAAUGUUUCGAGUGUCGGAUCUCUCCGUUACGCUAAGGAGGGAAGCAACGACAUUGCUGGCCAGAUCGUCUACGAUUCGGGCGUCCUCACCGCCAAGGUCGAUGGAGUCAAGGCUGCUGAGGUCCACGCGGCGUUCUAUCAGAGCCUGGCUGCUAAGCGUGCCAACGUCCAGAACGACUGCACCGGAAGCAAGAAGACGACCGUUUUCAAGGGCCUUGCCGAGGGCCAGAAGCUUGCCGCCGCUGCGCAGACAGCUGCCAAAGCAGGUACCCGCGUGGAGCAGUACUUCCGUUCGAAGUCGUCGGGCACCAAGGCUGCUGAGGUCCUUGGCAAGGUCGCCGACUAUCUCGGCAGCUCGACUGCGGACGCCAAGAUGUACUGCUCCGAUCCCGGCGUCGACGGCUACAUUGUCCUUUGCGAGAACUCUUUCGAGGUCCCCGUAUCUGGCGCCGGUUGCCGCGGCACGGACCUGGCUUUCCUCAUGAUCCACGAGGCUACUCACUUGUCUGAGAUCGGUGCCACUGACGAUGUUUGCUACGGAUACGAGGGCUGCGUCGAUACCAUCAGCGCGUCUCAGUCGCUCGACAACGCGGACACGUUUGCCAUGUACGCCAGCGGUAUCAAGAACCGCUGCUAA
Molecule: messenger RNA, 1023 nt
Organism: Colletotrichum aenigma
Lineage: Eukaryota; Fungi; Ascomycota; Sordariomycetes; Glomerellales; Glomerellaceae
Product: Neutral protease 2-like protein
Exons: 3
Coding region: 1-1023 (340 amino acids)
Biological process (GO): proteolysis
Molecular function (GO): metalloendopeptidase activity
Source: RefSeq, a predicted model, not a curated record